This is a messenger RNA of Linum tenue, 3288 nucleotides long. NCBI's taxonomy places the organism in Eukaryota, Viridiplantae, Streptophyta, Magnoliopsida, Malpighiales, Linaceae. The record is from the annotation of a GenBank genome assembly.
AUGGCUUCUAUAUCUCUGUUCAGCGUUGGCAAAACAAUUCUUGAGAAGUUGGGUCCUUUUGUUCAACAGGAGGCAGCUCUGCUGUGGAACCUUCGAUCUGAACUCAAGAAGCUGGAUGGCACCAUGACUUCCAUUCAGGCACUUCUACUUGAUGCGGAGGAGCAACAGGAGCACAGUCAUCAAGUCAAAGACUGGCUCCAGAAACUGGAGCUCUUGUUGCUUGACGCCGACGACCUACUUGACGAUGUUGCUACUGAGGCUCUGCGGGAGGAAGCGACCACACAGGACCACGAUGGUAGGCAUCGUGAUGACUCCUUCAACAGCUGCAAGAUCGGAUGUUGGGCUGCGGUAUGCUUCCUUUUAUCUGUUCCAAACCGAUUGAUUUAUGGUCUUAAAAUGGCUCAUAAAGUUAAGACACUUAGGGAGCAAUUGGAAGCUAUACAUGCUGAUAACACCAAAUUGCACCUGACUCCUCGUUUUGAGGAGACAGGGAAGACGAGGAAGCAUACCCCCACCAUAUCUUCCAUCCCUGACAUAUUCGUCGGGAGAGAAGAUGAUGCGAAGAAGAUUAAGGAACUUCUGUUAGCUAACGAUAGUAGAAGUAACGUCUCUGUGGUUUCCAUAGUUGGUAUCGGUGGGAUGGGUAAAACCGCACUUGCUCAGCUUGUCUAUAACGAUAAAAAAGUCGAUCAGGAGUUUAAUUCGAGAAUGUGGGUAUGUGUGUCAGAGUCUUUUGAGGUUGACGUUCUUGUCCAAAAGAUUCUAGAGGCAGCCACGGGAGGGAAACAACCAGGUCUUCAACUUCAGACUCUGGCAAGCCAGCUUGAGGGAUACAUUAGUGGGAAGAAGUACCUUCUGGUACUGGACGAUGUAUGGAACUUCGAUCUUGGAAAAUGGGAGGUCUUGAGAUCGAUACUCAAUGGUGGUGGGAGUGGAAGCAAGAUCUUAGUCACUACCCGAAUUGAGAACUAUGCCACUAUGAUGAAUCGUGGUUCUUCUCAUCCACCUCAUGUUUUGAAAGGACUAUCCUCCCCACAAUCAUGGUCAUUGCUUAGGCUGGUAGUGUCUGGCGGCGACCAUCAAUUAGCUAAUGAACCACAUAACACAAUCAAUGUGGAAGAGAUUCAAACAGAGGUAAUGAAAAAGUCUGUCGGGGUUCCCUUAGCUGUGAAAACAUUAGCUAGCUUACUGUAUUUCAAAAAUCCACAAACCGAGUGGUUGUCUUUUCUUAGGUCUGAUAAACUCUUAAGUGCUGAUCAGGAGGGUAGUAUACUACACAACUUAAAGCUGAGCUAUGAUUAUCUUCCCUCACAUCUGAAACGUUGCUUCGUGUUGUGUAGUUUGUUCCCCAAAGACUACGAAAUUGAUGUUAACCAACUCAUAUAUAAAUGGAUUGCACUGGGGCUUAUUAAAUCAUCACCUAAUGGUUCUAAACAAAGUUUGUUUAGUUUGGGUCUUGAGUAUCUUAUGGAUUUGACAUGGAGGUCUUUUUUUCAAGAAAUAAAACGAGGUUGGCUCGGCAACAUAGAGAGUUGUAAAAUGCACGAUUUAAUCCACGACCUUGCGGUCUCAAUAGCUGGUCAUGCAGAUGAAAUCACUGAAAAUACUUGGUACAUCUCAUUGAACCAUGACUUGUGGUGUCCCUCAGAACUUGCAUCUCAUCUUGCUAAAGCCAAACGACUGCGAGCAUUUAAUGUCCCGUAUAAAAAAUGGUAUCAAUCAGGAACGACCUGGGAUGAGUUCAGUUUUAAAACUUUUGUUUCAAAUUCUGGAAGUUUGCGUGUCCUUGAUUUUAAGAACUCAGGGAUGGAAGUGUUGCCUCAUCACCUUCAAGAACUGAAACAUCUUAGGUAUUUGAAUCUUGCAUUCAAUGAUAAAAUAAGCAGGUUGCCAAGCUCUGUCACUAUGCUUCAAAACUUACAGGUGCUUAACCUUUGUGGGUGUAGAAGCCUACUGGAAUUCCCAAAAGAUUUUAACAAACUUGUGAAUCUCUGGGUCCUUAAUUGUAGAGACUGUUUCGCCUUGACCCAUAUGCCAGUCGGGCUUGGUGAACUGAGCCGCCUUGAAAGAUUAUCAUGGUUUGUGGUGGGAAGGGAUAGUUCCGUUCAUAAGCAUAGAGGUGGCUUGAGUGAGCUGAAAAACCUAAACAACUUGAGAGGCAUACUUCAGAUUGUGAAUCUGGGACAUCUUCGUGGCACUAAAAUAUUGUCAUCACCAUCACUAGCAUUUACAAUAGGUGGGGAAGCUAAUCUUAAGGGGAAGACCCAUCUUGAACAUUUGUCCCUGCUGUGGGAUGAUGGAAAUACUAGAAAAGGAAGGGAAGAAAUGGCAGCAUGCUUAAAGGGGUGUGAAGAAGAUGUUCAAUUUGAUGAAAGCUUGCUAGAAAGCCUCCAGCCGCACUCCAAUUUAAAAACCUUCUCCGUGAAAGGAUAUAUAGGAAGGAGAUUACCUAUUUGGAUGAAUUCUCUCAAUCAGCUUGUUACUCUUCAACUGGCUUGGUGCAAAUUGCAUCAUGAAUUGCACCAUCUGCAAGGAUUGCCGAUUCUUGAAAAGCUCAUCCUUGGUGGGUUGAUUGAAUUGGAGCACAUGGAUGAAGAUGAAGAUGUCGAUAGCUGGGUGAUGAAUGAAGGUGCGCAAAAGAAUGAAUCCAAACCAUUCUUCCCCUCCCUCAAGGACCUUGCUCUGAGGGGUUGUCCUCGAUUAAAAGGAUGGAGGAGGAAGCCUCCCCAGUUCCCUAAACUUUCCAAACUGGUCAUUUCCCAAUGUCCUCUUCUAACUUCAAUGCCAUCAUUCCCAAGACUUGAUACGGAGCUAGAGUUGUUGUACUCUAACAUACAACCGCUACUAGACACAAUGAACAUGUCAGUGAUAGGGCAUAUUGUACCAUCUAGCACUUCUUGUUCGUCAUCAUCAUUAUAUCCCUCUUCUUCAUGUGAAGUGGAAGGCCUGCAGUACCCUCUGUCCAAACUGAAGAAAAUGCACAUCGGUGGAAUUUAUUAUCCCCCAAAGGAAUGGCUGCACGGAAUGCAACACCUCACCUCUUUGCAAGAGAUUAGAAUUGAUGAAUGUCUAGGGUUGGAGGAGACUUUGUAUUGGCACAACAUCUCCCACGUCCCGAAUAUCAAAAUUUGUGGGAAAUACAUUAAGAUAGGUGGGGAGUAUUUGUUGAAUGAGGAUUACUGGAACAACUUCCCGCAAAUACUACAGGUUUGGAACUUUCUUCUCUCUUACCUCCCUCUGUUCUCUCUUCACCAGCUGUCUAUAUAUUUUCAAAAGUCAUAUCUAUAA